This is a messenger RNA of Vanderwaltozyma polyspora DSM 70294, 1407 nucleotides long. It is a transcript of the gene SSP1, whose product is annotated as Ssp1p. Bases 1 to 1407 code for a protein of 468 amino acids. The record is from RefSeq and is a predicted model, not a curated record. The transcript has a single exon. Lineage: Eukaryota; Fungi; Ascomycota; Saccharomycetes; Saccharomycetales; Saccharomycetaceae.
AUGAAUUACGAUAAUAAUUAUAAUAAUGGAAACGUUUUUAAUGGUAGUCGUGAAGAUAGUACAAAGACGUUUCUUACUGGAAAUAUCACAAACUCUUAUAAUAUUCCCAAAUUCCCAAAUUUAGCAUACAUCAGAGAUCAAAAUAUGUGUGACGCAAAUGAAGGUAGAUUAAACGAUCCCUUUCAAGAGAAUUUAUCAGCAUCAUACCAAUCUUUUAAAAAACAUAAUCUCAAUCAAAUAAAGAAAAAACUAUCUGCAAUUGCAAGACAGAAAGAAGAAGUUGUUAAGGCAGAACAAAAAUUUUUAAAAGAAUUAGGCUUAUGGCAACAAUCGUUAUCUACAAUCGAUAGAAACUCAAUGUUUUUAAUGGAAGAUAUUAAAGAAUUAUUCCAACAAGAUUCUAUUGCAGAGCAAAAUAUAUCAUGCAAUAUAAAGGGUAUGGUUAAAAAUUUAGAAUAUGUCAGUAAAAGAGAAAUAGAAUAUAAUACUGAAUCAAAAAAUGUUAUUAAUGAAAUAAAGAUUCUCCAAAACGUAGUCAAUAAAACUGGAGAACAUUCAGAAGAAUCAAAUUUCCAAAAGGAAAAAGUUAUUGCUACCAAAAAAUCUUUCGAGGUAACAGAAAAAAAUUUUCAACAAUCUAUCUCUGUUAAUAUGAGAAGACUUUUCAAGGAUUUAGGCAUAACAUACCACGAUUCAAUUUCUGAUCUAAGGGAAGUUUGUACUGCAUUUAUACAAAAAUCAUUAAAAACAUUAGAGAUAAUUAACAUAGACAAUUUUGAUGAAGACCUAAACGAUUUAAGAAUUAAAAGAGUUCAAAAGAAGUGGUCAAAAUUGCCUCCUAAUCAAAAAAGAGACCCUAAAUUAUGGAAUAACAUGAUGAGUGGGUUUCAUGAUAAUGAAGAUUCAUUAUUAAGAAACGUAUAUAAAGGAUUACCCCAAGAAUACUCACCAACACGAAAUAAUAUAAAGUUAUAUCCUAAGAAAGAAUUACAAUCUUCUCCCCUAAAUGAAAGCUUUUCUGAUGUAACGACUAAAAGAUUCAAUCCAAUUACAACGAAUCAAUAUUUUGCUGAAAAAUCACCCGAGAAUCUGGAACAGGAAAAUUUUGAUCCAAAUAAAGAAGAUUCUGAAAAGUAUAACAAUAUUGAUAAAAAUACCUCUCAUCAAGUCGAAGGACCUCGAAAAACUUUAAAUAAUAAUCUAAAGUUCCAAGCCAGGGAAGUUCUAACAAAUGACCCAAUGAAACUAAAGAAGCCAAUAAUGGUAGAUCCUGAAAAACAAUUACCCAAGAAACCAUCCAUGGUUAUGGAUGGUAUAAACGGCUAUAUUUUAAAUUUUGGAGGAGAAUUCUCCCAGCAGUUGGAACAAGCCGAGGUUCAUCUAGAGGAAAAUAAAUGGGUUGAGUGA